AUGUGUUCUCCUACUGGAGAUUAUGUUCUCCUCCUGGAGGAUAUGUUCUACUCUGAAGGAUGUGUUCUCCUACUGGAAGAUAUGUUCUCCUACUGGAGGUGGAGAAUCUGCAAGUCAUCCAGCAAGGCCGUCAGUCUGAUUACAGACAACGUCUGUCAGUGUUGGGCAAGUCUCUUUGACGUAUUCUAUGGAAUUCCAUAUGCCAAGCCUCCUGUAGGUGAUCUCCGCUUCAAAUACCCUCAGCCUUCAGAGUCAUGGGGACCGGAAGUUAGAGAUGCACAAAACCCGACGCCAUCUUGCUUCCAACCAAAAAAUGCUCAUGGCACUGAUGAAAGUUACAAACAGAUGCCCGAUGAUUACAGUGAAGACUGCCUUCACCUUACAGUGUGGGCGCCAUCAGCCAAUGCUGGCAAUCUGGCAGUCAUGGUCUGGAUCCACGGCGGAGCUUUUUAUAUUGGAUCUACAAGACUGCCACUGUAUGAAGGAAAAUACAUUGCAGCAGAGAAUGACGUCAUCGUUGUUUCAAUGAAUUACAGAUUGGGGCCUCUAGGGUUCAGUUACCUUGGUCCAGAUACCAUCCCUGGAAAUAUGGGCUUGGUGGAUCAAAGAUUAGCCUUACAGUGGGUGAAAGACAAUAUUGCCAACUUUGGUGGAGAUCCAACCCGAGUCACCAUAUUUGGAGAAAGUGCUGGUGGUGCAAGUGUAGGUCUACACCUGGCAUCACCUUUGUCACGUGACCUGUUCGACAGAGCAAUCACACAGAGUGGGACCCUCACUUGCCCGUGGGCUUACACUUUUCCCAACACAGCAAAACAGAAACUGAAGAGAUUUGCCAAUCUCCUUGAAUGCCCUUCAUCUUCAACUGAUACAGAGAUAUAUGAGUGCUUGAAGACAGCAGAUGCACAAACUAUGGCAGACCUUCAGCUAGGUUUGUUCGAUGAAGGAAUUCCAUUUCGUCCAGUUGUGGAUGGGAACUUCCUCCCCGAUGACCCCAAAACUCUUCUGUCCACUGGCUCCAUCAAGCAGACCAGUGUAUUGCAUGGUUUUACAAAGAACGAGAUGACUCUGUUUUCUGCACUGACAUUGAAGCAGAUGAGAAAAGUAUCUGCAUUACCGGAAACAUUGAUUUUAAGUCGCACAGAAUAUGAAAGUCUUAAGUUUAGCAUUGGGAAAUGUGGACGGAAUCGAAGAACCUCUUCGCCUCUUUUAUGA
This is a messenger RNA of Haliotis rubra (blacklip abalone), 1212 nucleotides long. Its product is annotated as cholinesterase 1-like. The record is from RefSeq and is a predicted model, not a curated record. Bases 1 to 1212 code for a protein of 403 amino acids. NCBI's taxonomy places the organism in Eukaryota, Metazoa, Mollusca, Gastropoda, Lepetellida, Haliotidae. Gene Ontology annotation, biological process: acetylcholine catabolic process; choline metabolic process. The transcript is spliced from 3 exons. Gene Ontology annotation, cellular component: plasma membrane. Gene Ontology annotation, molecular function: acetylcholinesterase activity.